AUGGGCUCCAUGGCUCCUGAACUGCUGAACGGCACCUCUCACCAUGCCCAGAAUCCCGUCGAGGUUCCGUUAUUGAUCGUAGGGGCCGGGCCAGCGGGUGCUUCUCUGGCUUCCUUCCUCUCACAACCACCAUACUCGAUGACUGGACUCAUGAUCUCCGCUGCAUCGACAACAUCUCAGACCCCGCGCGCACAUAUCACCAAUCCAGCCGCUUUCGAAUGUCUACGAGACAUCGAUCUGGAGCAGACGUGUCUAGAGCAAUCUGUUCAAGGCGAUUGCAUGGUGCAUACGCGAUGGUGCCAUGACAUGACUGGUGAGGAGUACGGUCGGAUCUACUCGUGGGGUAACGACCCUAAGCGACGUGGCGAAUACGAAGCUGCAAGCCCCUGCAAUCACGUGGAUCUGCCCCAGACCGUCUUUGAACCAAUCGUGGUACAAAGGGCAGCUGCACAAGGCUGGGACGUCCGGUUUCGAACCAGUCUAAUCGAAUUCGAGAGGGAAGCCGAUGGUCGGAUUCUCAGUCGUCUGAGGGAUGAACUCACAAAGACGGAAUAUACCGUUCGGUCCAAAUAUCUGUUUGGCGCCGAUGGUGCUAGGAGUCAAAUCAUCCGCCAGUUACAGAUUCCCAUGAUAAAGAAACCUGGUCAAGGACUGGCACUCAAUGUGCUGGUCAAGGUGGAUCUGAGUGAAUUUGUUGAGGCGAGGAAAGGGAAUCUGCAUUGGGUUUUCCAACCGGACCAGGAAUAUCCAGACUUUGCUUGGAGUGGCUUGAUCAGAAUGGUGAAACCAUGGAACGAGUGGAUGUUCAUCCUAUUUCCCAAACCCGGUACUGAAUUCAAAGAACCCACACAUGAACAAUACCUCCAGCGAUGUAAACAGAUUGUCGGUCGUGACGACCUCCCUAUCGAGAUCCUCGACAUCUCCAAGUGGAACAUCAACGAGAUCGUGGCUCAAUAUUACUCUGACGGCAACAUCUUCUGCUUGGGCGAUGCAGUACACAGACAUCCACCAUUCAACGGCCUGGGCUCCAAUACUUGCAUCCAGGAUGCAUUCAACCUGGCGUGGAAGAUCAAAUACGUCGAUCAAGGCCUGGCUUCACCUUCUCUGUUGGAAAGCUUCAGCGUCGAGCGACAGCCUGUGGGUCUCGGCAUCGUGACACGUGCGAACCAAGGCAUCCGUGAUCACAUGCCAGUCUGGAAGGAAAUGGGGCUGAUGGAAGAGACACCCGAGGAACGGAUGAAAAUCGUCAACAGUCUCAAGACCGCUACCCCAGAGGCUCGCGAGCGGCGGAAGAGAGUUAACGCCGCCAUCGAAGGCACCAGUCACGAAUUCCACGGCAUUGGUGUGGAGAUGAAUCACCAGUAUGACUCAAGCGCCGUAUAUCUCGAUGAUGAGAUCAAGGCAGGUAGACCGAAGCCUGAGUGGCCUGAAGAUGCUGUCCUCCACCACCGUGUCAGCACGUACCCCGGACAUAGAUUGCCCCACGCGUGGCUGAACAAGACCAUGCCGCUCAAGAAGCAAAUCUCCACCAUCGAUCUCGCCGGACAUGGACGAUUCUCGCUCUUGACGGGAAUCGGGGGCGAGAAAUGGGUCGAAGCCGCCGAGAAAGUCGGCAAGGAGUUGGGUCUCGAGAUCAACGCCCACACCAUUGGUUGGGGACAGGAAUGGGUGGAUGUCUACAGAGACUGGGAGCGUAGACAAGAGAUCGAAGAAGACGGCUGCAUCCUCGUACGGCCCGAUCGAUUCAUCGCCUGGCGGUCAUUCAGCGUGCUCGAAGAUUGUGAGAGCAAGUUGCGCACGGUGCUCAAGAGCGUACUUGGUUUGUGA
Molecule: messenger RNA, 1827 nt
Organism: Exophiala bonariae
Lineage: Eukaryota; Fungi; Ascomycota; Eurotiomycetes; Chaetothyriales; Herpotrichiellaceae
Exons: 3
Coding region: 1-1827 (608 amino acids)
Molecular function (GO): FAD binding; oxidoreductase activity
Source: RefSeq, a predicted model, not a curated record